CUCUUCCCAGGGCAUGCCCUCCAGCGCCUACCGGGACAUGCCAGGUGGCUUCCUGUUUGAAGGGCUCUCUGAUGAUGAGGACGACUUUCACCCGAGUGCCAGGUCCACGCCCUCAAGCAGCACCCCCAGCUCCCGCCCAGCUUCCCUGGGGUACAGUGGAGCUGCCGGGCCCCGGCCCAUCACCCAGAGCAAGCUGGCCACUGCCCUGGCCCUGGCCAGCACUCCGGAGAGCAGCUCUCACACACCGACUCCUGGUACCCAGGGCCACUCCUCAGGGACCUCCCCAAUGUCCUCCAGCGUCCAGUCAGGGACGCCCAUCACCAACGAUCUCUUCAGCCAAGCCCUGCAGCAUGCCCUGCAGGCCUCAGGGCAGCCCAGCCUUCAGGUCAGUCUUCCCCCUUCUGAUAUUCACACGGCUUCUUUGGUAUUUUGGACGCUGAGCUUUUCUCUACCCUCUGGAGGCCCUUCCCACUUGGCCUGCUUUGGUGCAGGAACAGCUGGGGCAUGGCAGCGUGACAGGAGAGGGUGCUCCCAGCAAGGGCGGCUGUCCCUGCAGCUUCCACUCCUUCACCCAGUGCCCAUGGCCUGGCUCCACUGACCGCCUGGCUUGGGA
Messenger RNA from Capra hircus (goat), 613 nucleotides. Its product is annotated as ubiquitin-like protein 7. The coding region runs from base 14 to 598 and encodes 194 amino acids. The record is from RefSeq and is a predicted model, not a curated record. Lineage: Eukaryota; Metazoa; Chordata; Mammalia; Artiodactyla; Bovidae. The transcript has 4 exons.